AUUUUUAGGCCAAAAAACAUAUGCUUUUAAAAGUUUUGCGUUUAUAAGUGUUGCGACAAUUGUCUUGAGAUGUCUUUCAAGAGCGGCAUAUCAUUGGAUAAUAGCAAUCUCAAGUUUCUUGAGCUCAAGAAGUAUGCGAUCAACGGUUUGAACGGAACCGCUGUUCCCAAUGGCGUCCAGUGUUUGGCUGUUGAUAAUCAAAGACAGACAGUGUUCGCCAUAAAUGGUUCCCAAUUAUCUGUCAUUCCAUUGACUGAAUUGUUGGCCUUCGAGUGGAACCGAUCGGUGAUUAACGAGACGUCAACACAAUUGCCGGGAGUGUCCGUUGAACUCAACUUUAGGGCUCAUUUCAUAUCGCUUUCGGCGGCGGGUUUUGGCCAAAAGCUGGCCGUUUGUGGUACUGAUGGACAGACCAAUAGUCCAUUCAUUAUGUUCUAUGACUUGAAUGAGAUCUAUAGGAAUCAGUCAAAGAGCUGUCCAUACAAUCGGGUAAACCUCGCGAACAGCACAGGACUCGUCACUGACAUUGUAUGGCAUCCGGAGAUCAGUGACGAUCUCUUCGGCUGUUGUGUCGCCGACGGCUCGCUGUAUAUCAUAUCUAUUGGCGACGCGUCUACGAAGUCGUCCACAAUUAUGGCCGAUAUUAGACCAAUGAAUGGUUCGCAUCCGCUGUCGAUGUGUUGGUCACCAAAAGGCAAACAACUGGUUGUCGGCCACAAGAAUGGCUUCUUCUCGCAGUACAAACUGAACACAACGGCCGGACAUCCGCUGCAAGAGGUGAAGAAGACACCACUCAUGAGUGGACUUCAAGACUAUCACGUGAUAGCCAUUAAAUGGAUUGUUUCGUCACUCUUCGCGGUCGCCAUUUGUAAAGACAAUCCCAACGAUAGGGACACUCACUUCCUCUUAGUCUCCACACCAACCAAAGCACAGCCAGUGUUUGUGGACUUCGGGUGCGUCUGUUUGGACAACUAUGACGUCCAGGACUCGUACCGAAUAGUUCUCUCGCAUUACGAGAAUCUGAUUCUCUGCUCGACAUCAAUGACAUCCGAAGUGGUGAUCAUUGGUUGCGAUGGAAGCAAAGAUAUGGCGAUUCCUGACCACUGGAACCAAUGGGUUUUGGACGACAGCUCCAGAAUAGAUCUGCCGAUGGAUACGACCGGCAAUGAGACGUAUUUGCGGGGAAUCGCUGUCUCGAGAGGCACUCAAAAUAUUUACAAAUUGAGUGUCACUGAAAUGUAUGGCGGAGUCGACACACCAGUGCUUCUAGUGUUGAACAGCUCUGGUAUUCUUGUGCCGUAUCUUAUUGUCGACAAAACGGGUCGAUUGAAAAGUCCGGUUCCGAAAGCUAUUGUGAAACCCACGGCCACUCCGGGCACACAAUCAGUGGCGCCGUCACAGCCAAAGUCAAUGACAAGUACUCCUGUUUUCGGUUCAGAAACACGUCCGCCGCCAAAGACCAGUACCCCAUCGUUUGGUUCGCUUCCUAUUAAUCCAGUCUCUAAUAUGGCCUCAAGUCUGCCGAAGACUAUUGAGCCAUCACUACAACAACCGUCCAAACUGUUGGCAAAAUCACAGACCAGUCAAUCGGUGCCAAACAGUGAGUUCACCCCUCAAAGCACUGGUCGAGUAGCUUCGGGUCAGUCGUCUUCGGGAGCGACACCUGUGGCCGCUGGCGAAGACACUACCGAAGCGACCAAUGAGUUGUAUUUGACCGCAAUUAAGGAAAGAGUUGUUGAAUUCAAGAAACUUAUGAUCGAAUCAAAGAAAAAGUUUUCGCAAAUAAAGGUAACGAUUGGCCAAAAAGAGGAACAAAUAAAACUGAGAGCCGAUACGCGACUCAUCGAAGAGGUGCUCAAAGAAGUAACGAUUGGCCAAAAAGAGGAACAAAUAAAACUGAGAGCCGAUACGCGACUCAUCGAAGAGGUGCUCAAAGAAGUGAGAGAACAGUUCCGCAACAGUUCGCGCGACACCUCUUGUCUGCAGUCGAGUCUUAUUGAGUCGUUUUCGCUGUUAGAGGAGGCGAAGAGUAUUAUGAACCGCAAUGUGGACCCAAACUAUCGGCAACUCUUGAGACACCGGUCACUCGACCCGAUCACCACUCGUCGUAUGCAAGAGAUCCAGAGUUUGAACGAAUAUAUUGAGACACAACUCAGAGAAUUGGAUUCAAAGUUUGAAAACGAAUGGUACGAAUGGCUCGACAAACGAAAGGCACUCAAAGGCCGUCCGCCGUCACGUCUUCAGCCGAACACUGGUCUCGAAUUGAUAUAUAAAACUCUGGCUAACAAUCAGCGGGCGAUCAGCGCAUUGAAAGUACAAGUGGACGCUUUGGACGGUAUGUCCUCUUCUUCAUCGCCGUCGAGACAGAAAUCAAAUGUCCGGAUAGUGAGAGACCCGAACUCAACAGAGAAGUCAAACCAGAAGUUGAUUGAAAAAUUGUCCCAAACUUUGGAUAAGACAUCCAUUAAAGACAUUCCCGCUGUUGAAGACAUUUCAUUGGAUAAAGUGUUUAAAUUGAAGACAAUGUCAACUGAAAAACGAAAUAAUUUGCGGGAAUUUUUCGAGAAUCGGACAAAAGUUCCGAUUAGACGAGCCGUUGACAACUCGUCCCGAUUUAUGUCCGCCAUUAAGAAGUUAAAAGAGAGGCAAAAGUCCAUUGAAUCGGCGGCCAGUCCUGCGAAGAAUGAGGCAAUCAUUGGUCUCAACCGAAGCACUCAUGAGAGUCCGCAGACGUCAAGCAUAGCGAAGAGCGCGACAAUGAAAUCAACAGAUAAUAAAGUGACGAUUACUCCGACUGUUGUAAAUGUAGCCAAAACUCCCCAAAAACCAUUGAAUAUCACGAAGUCUGAUCCGCCCUCUGCCUCACCCUUUGCCGUCAAUUUAACGCCAAUCGCACCGACAUUCAGUCUGAGUGACAAAACCAGUCAAUCGCCUGCAACACCCGUACAGUCGAUAUCAACUCAGAAACCAAUCACAGCAUCCGUUGCCGCCACCAAACCAUUGGAAGCAUUCCCAGCCUUUGCUUCCAAACCGUUAGCAUUCAAUUUCAAUCCAAAUCUUGCGAGCGUUACGCCCGUAAAGCCGAGUCCUAUCGCCGCCUCAACGCCGGCCAAACCUGUGGCACAACAGCCGCCGCAAACACUACAGAAUCUGAUUGCAGCCAAACCUACGGCACCGACAUCUGUGCCCAAAAAGGCUGAAACGGUUGUUACGGUUGCGGCGACCGAUAGUUCGCCCUCUAAUGUCGGCAAAAGUGUCAGUUUUGGAAACACAACAUUCAUUAAUCCCGCGGACACCACCGCCGAUGACGAUAACAACGGUCACGACUUUAAAUUGGACACAAUCACCGAAUUGUCCGAAACUAACGAUAGCGCCGCCUCUUCGGCUCAGAACAGUCCGUUCACUGCAUUUAAAGGCUUCGGCGGUGGACUCGGAGGCGAAGCCAACGCUGGAAACGCUUUUCCCUCGAAAUUGUCGUUCAAUUUGAAUCAAUCGAAUACAAGCUUUAGUUUCAAUACUCUUUCCGAUUCCAAACCUAAGGAUUCGUUACCGAAAUACGAGGACAUAAGUCCGCCGACGACUCCCCAGAGAACGGCUCCAGCGGUUCCCACACAAGCCGUCGAAAGCACCGCCGCAUCCAAACCCACAUCUAUUCUUAAAGCUUUGAUUUCUGGCAAAGAUAUUGACGACAAAGAGAACAAAGUGUCGGUUCCGAUACCUGAGCCAACAUUUCCCGUCAACACUACUGCCAUUACUAAAACAGUAGAAGUCUCGGCUGUGCCCACACCUCCCGCCCCCACAGCACCCGCCAAGACGUCGCUCUUAGCGCAACUAAUUUCAUCUCCAGACACACCAACACCCGCUCCAUCGACGACAGUCUCGCCAUUCAUGGCCGCCAUUUCUAAGGCAUCACAAUCGACGCCAUCAGCGGACAGCGCACCCAAACCUCAGGGAUUUGGCCAAAUGGGCAGUGGUUUCGGUCAAACGCCGUUCGCAUCGAAUUCAUUUAGCUUCGGAGGCGCCGCUCCGCCCAACGUUACGAGUCCUGCGGCCAACGCAUCGCCGUUUGGCAAUACGGGCGCCACCGGUGGUCAGGGGCUGCCGUUUGGUGGGACGACUCCCGGCUUCGGCGCCAAUCAGACGCCCGCCGCCAACAACUCUCAGACCAACUCAAGCGUCGGGUCGUUUAGUUUCAACAGUCAGGCGGCGGCACUGAAU
Medioppia subpectinata is the source of this 4218-nucleotide messenger RNA. NCBI's taxonomy places the organism in Eukaryota, Metazoa, Arthropoda, Arachnida, Sarcoptiformes, Oppiidae. The record is from the annotation of a GenBank genome assembly.